UAUUGUAAUCACAAAAUGCAUUGUUACGAAAUGUGUUUAUCAUAUUAUCGGAAAUAUUACGACAAUGAAUAUUACGAUAAUUUGAAGUCCUUUAGCUUAAACACCAAUAACUUGAACGCACCCUUUUGUGGUCUCAAUAAAUACAAUCCGCCGACUGUUAUGCCGUACAGAGUUGACACAAAUGGCAUAUAUUUAGAACCCGAUACCCGAAAACCCAAUUUGAGAAUAGUUGGCGGCUUUGAGACCACCAAAUGGCAAUACCCGUGGAUCGUAUCGCUUAAUAAACUGGUUGCCGGAAAAUAUGUACACUUUUGUGGCGGUGCUAUAAUACAUGACUAUCACAUACUAACGGCUGCCCAUUGCGCUGAUAAUUUUAUAGGAAAAGAAUCAAAUCUAUUGAUAAAAAUAGGAUUUCAUAAUCUAAAUAAAUACGAAGGCAUUACUAUGAAAGUGGCAAAAAUACUGAUACACGAGGAAUGGGAUAGAGAGAGUAAUAUCAAUGAUAUUGCAAUCUAUCGGACACAACAACCUAUUCCUUACAAAUUACAACCAAAUUUACAUAAUUAUCAAAUUAAUAGCAUUUGUUUGCCUAAAAGUGAUCACAUUUAUCCCAGUGCUGCAAUAGUUGCCGGUUGGGGACAGUUGGGCAAAGAUAGCCAUUUAUCAGACAAACUGAUGAAUAUAGUUGUGCCCCAAUUGUCACAAGAGUUAUGUCAAAGACAAUACGAUACUUUGGCUGAAGUCAAUGAUAAUAUGAUCUGUUUUGGAGGCUAUGAAAGACACGAUACUUGUUAUGGUGAUUCUGGCGGUCCUUUAAUGGAGAAAAUUGACGGCAGGUUUCAAGUGAUAGGAAUCGUAUCUUUUGGUAUUCCUUGUGCUAUCAAAUUAUAUCCCACUAUAUAUACUAAAGUUUCCAAUUAUGUCGAUUGGAUUUAUGACAAA
Oppia nitens is the source of this 942-nucleotide messenger RNA. RefSeq names its product trypsin-1-like. Gene Ontology annotation, biological process: proteolysis. The transcript is spliced from 3 exons. Lineage: Eukaryota; Metazoa; Arthropoda; Arachnida; Sarcoptiformes; Oppiidae. Gene Ontology annotation, molecular function: serine-type endopeptidase activity. The annotation marks the transcript as partial. The record is from RefSeq and is a predicted model, not a curated record.